UUGUCGAUUGGAGGUAAAUCACACAAGACGAGAAAAAUAUUCAAAAAUGCGUGCGACGACUUUGAUUUUCGGUCUGCUUUUCGUGGCCAGUUGUUCGAUGGUGUUGGCCAGGCCGCAGGAUAGUUCCAGCACCACAACCCCCAGCACCACCACAACUACCAGCAGUACCACUCCAAGCACCACCACCACGACAACAACUACAACAACUACUCCAAAACCAACAACUACAACGACAACCACAACGGAGAAGCCAAAAUCUGAGUCUACCACUGCCAGUACCACUACUAGCACAACCACCCCCAGCACCACCACCAGCUCCACCACCCCCAGCACCACCACCACUACCACAACUACUACUACCACUCCCAAGCCCGAUGAUGAGGCCGAAAAACUUUUGAAGCAAUGCGAGGAACUCAAGAACCGUCACAAGCGCGGAAAUUCUUCCUCCUCCGAGGAGGACGACAGCGGCGAGAAGAAAUCCGCCAAGAAGGAACGCAAGCAGCUGAAGAAGCUCUGCAAGCAGCUGAAGAAGCAACAGGAGAAGAAGCAGGAGCGUGCCCAGCAGUCGGCCCUCUCCGAACUCUCCGAUGCCCUCAAGAACUACGCCCAAAAACAAAAGCAGAAGAAUUAAAAAAUUCUGCUCUAA
This is a messenger RNA of Drosophila bipectinata, 646 nucleotides long. Its product is annotated as adipocyte plasma membrane-associated protein Hemomucin. The record is from RefSeq and is a predicted model, not a curated record. NCBI's taxonomy places the organism in Eukaryota, Metazoa, Arthropoda, Insecta, Diptera, Drosophilidae.